Thunnus maccoyii (southern bluefin tuna) is the source of this 5359-nucleotide messenger RNA. RefSeq names its product nephronophthisis 3 (gene nphp3). NCBI's taxonomy places the organism in Eukaryota, Metazoa, Chordata, Actinopteri, Scombriformes, Scombridae. The transcript has 28 exons. Gene Ontology annotation, biological process: convergent extension; kidney development; determination of left/right symmetry. The record is from RefSeq and is a predicted model, not a curated record. Gene Ontology annotation, molecular function: protein binding. Bases 88 to 3993 code for a protein of 1301 amino acids.
UGUUACCAAGGCAGCCAGGAAGAAGCUGUGAAGGGAGCGGGACCGAGCAGCCAUGUGCAUACGAAAAGGCUGACUAUUUUUGCCACCAUGGGCACGGCAUCCUCUUUGGUCAGCCCAGGGGAGGUGAUUGAGGAUGGGUACGGAGGUGAAGGUGGGGAAGCCUGUGAGAUCCCGGUGGAGGUCAAGCCCAAAGCCCGACUCCUACGCAGCUCCUUUCGCAGAGGACCCCGGGUGAUUGGGGCCAGUUUCAAAUCCACAGGUUCUGUGGAUCUAGAGUAUGCUGCAGAGUACGAGAGACUCCGCAAAGAGUACGAAAUCUUCCGUGUCAGCAAGAACAACGAGAUUUCAUCCAUGCAAAAGAAGGAAGCCAAGCUGGAUGAGGAGAACAAGAGGCUGAGGGCUGAGCUACAGGCUUUGCAGAAGACUUACCAGAAGAUCCUGAGAGAGAAAGAAAGUGCUCUUGAGGCAAAGUACCAAGCUAUGGAGAGGGCUGCCACCUUUGAACAUGACAGGGACAAAGUAAAACGACAGUUUAAGAUAUUCCGGGAGACGAAGGAGAAGGAAAUUCAGGAUCUCCUGCGAGCCAAGAGGGACUUGGAGUCCAAACUGCAACAGCUGCAGGCUCAGGGCAUCCAGGUCUAUGAUCCAAAUGACUCUGAUUCAGAUGACAACCAAACUACUGUGACGGCUGCAGGGACACAGUGUGAGUACUGGACUGGCGGUGUGCUGGGAAGUGAGCCCUCUAUGGGUAGCAUGAUGCAGCUGCAACAGACCUUCCGAGGACCAGAGUUUGCACAUAGUUUGAUAGAUAUAGAGGGACCCUUUGCAAAUGUGAGCAGAGAUGACUGGGAUGCUGCAGUGGCCAGUCUGCUUCAGGUCUCCCCUCAUGUGCCUCAGGCCUUGUGGAGUAACACAGUACGCUGCUACCUAAUCUCUACCCAGGAGACCAAAGCAGAGCUGGAUAUCUUUAUCAAGAAACACUCUCCUGUGCUGCGGAGAAUGUGUGAGGGUUUAGGCCAUUUCUAUCUGAAUGUCUGCUUCCCAGAGGAGACUGCUGCCUCAUAUGCCGUAGAGCGCAAGCAAGAGAUUGAAAGGAGCUCUGUGUGUGUGCUUCUUGUCAAAUCUACUGUCACUAGCUCUGUGGUGGAGGAUUGUGAGGAAGCUUUUGUGAAGAAUCCAGAUGGCCAUCCACUGGUACUCUACCUCAGGACUGAAAAAGAUCACAAUUUGACUGGACCUACCAGGCAACUGCUGGAAAGGGUCAAUGCUGCAGACAAGGCUGCUAAAGUCAAGGUGGUGGAUCAUAGCGGUUCUGCAGAGGAUGGGGCUUACCUGAUUUAUGCUCAACUAGAGAAAGUCAUCAAACAGGAGCUGCUGGGUCUUGAAGGAGCAGAUGUUGACUCUAAGGACUCUGGGAUAGAGGAGGGGCGAGAGGAAGACUCGGGGGAUGUGCUGUGGGACCUGCAUGAUGAGCAGGAACAGAUUGAGUCCUAUCAGCAGGCUUGUAGCAGCACCAACUCACAGUUAGGCUUCCAGAAGUAUAUAGAUCGUCUGAAUGACAUGAUAGCUGCUCCCCCUCCCACCCCUCCUCUGCUAGUAUCCGGUGGUCCAGGCUCAGGAAAGUCUCUCCUGCUGUCUAAAUGGAUUGAGCUGCAGCAGAAGCAGUCCCCCAACACCUUGUUCCUUUAUCAUUUUGUUGGUCACCCUCUUUCCACAAGCUCAGAGCCAGUUCUCAUCAUCAAACGCCUCACAGUCAAACUGCUGCAGCACUUCUGGUCCAUUUCUGGCUUGUCCAUGGAGCCCAGUAAGAUCUUGGAGGAGUUUCCCCGCUGGCUUGAAAGGCUAUCAGCUCGCCAUCAAGGAAACAUUAUCAUUAUCAUCGACUCCAUUGACCAAAUACAGCAAGCAGAAAGACACAUGAAGUGGUUGAUUGACCCUCUCCCUGUCAAUGUUAGAGUGGUGGUGUCUGUCAAUGUGGAGACAUGUCCUCAAGCUUGGAGAUUGUGGCCCACACUCCAUUUAGACCCGCUGAGUCCCAGAGAGGUCAGGAGUGUUGUAAAUGCAGAGUGCCAGACCAUGGAUCUCAAACUUGCCAAGGAUCAGGAGAAGAAGCUGGAAAGGCACUGCCGCUCUGCAUCGACCUGCAAUGCAUUAUAUGUCACACUACUGGCAAGGAUGAUCACCAGUAGCUCAUGUUGGUCAUUGGAGAAGAGCCUUGAGCAGUGCCUACAGUGUCAAGACACCAUGUCACUCUACCGCCUGGCACUUAAGAUGACGCUGAACUCCCUCAACAAUGACAGAGAGCGACACAUUAUGAGAGAGAUACUUUGCCUUGUAUGUGCCAGCCAUAAUGGAGUGAGUGAAUCAGAGGUACAAGACCUUUUCCCAGAACUGGAAUUGCCUGUUCUGUCCUCACUGCUCUACUGUCUGAACAGACUCUGCAUUGUAACCCUUCGUUGUGGGCUAAUCAGGUUUCAUCACUUGCAGGCUUGGGAAGCUGUGAGGUUGGAGUUUCUGAGUGGAGGAAGCAGCUCUGCUACUUACAGAGAGAAACUGAUCCAUUACUUCAGCCAGCAACUCAGCCAUGAUCGUGUGACAUGGCGCGUAGCAGAUGAGCUGCCCUGGCUGCUCCAACAGCAGGAGGACAGGACUAAACUCCAACUCAGCCUCCUAAACCUGUUUGUCUCCCAAAACCUCUACAAGAGGGGUCAUUUCUCUGAGCUGCUAGCCUAUUGGCAGUAUGUGGGCAAAGACAAAAGCUCCAUGGCCAAUGAGUACUUUGACUCCCUGAAACACUAUGAGAAGAGCUGCGAGAGUGAAGACAGUAUGACCAAGCUGGCAAACUUGUAUGAGACCUUGGGACGUUUCCUCAAAGACCUGGGCCUCCCUAGUCAGGCGGUGGCCCCUUUACAAAGAUCCCUUGAAAUAAGGGAGACAGCCCUGGACCCAGACCAUCCCAGUGUAGCUCGUUCUCUGCACCAGCUGGCCGGGGUUUAUGUUCAGUGGAAGAAGUAUGGCAACGCCGAGCAGCUGUACAAGCAGGCCCUGGAGAUAAGUGAGAACGCCUAUGGUGCUGAGCACGCCAGCGUAGCUCGAGAGCUGGAGUCACUCGCAAUGCUCUACCAGAAACAAAACAAGUAUGAACAAGCAGAGAAACUCAGGAAGAGGUCAGUGAAGAUACGUCAGAAGACUGCUCGCCAGAAAGGUCAUAUGUAUGGCUUUACUUUGUUGAGGCGCAGAGCCCUACAGCUGGAAGAGCUGACCCUGGGGAAAGACUCCGCUGACUGUGCUAAGACACUUAAUGAACUGGGUGUCCUGUACUACCUCCAAAACAACCUGGAUGCAGCCAAGGUGUUCUUGACCCGCUCUCUGGAGAUGCGUCAGCGUGUCCUCGGUCCAGAUCACCCAGACUGCGCUCAGUCCCUCAACAACCUGGCUGCACUGCACACAGAGAGAAGGGAGUAUGAAACAGCUGAGGACAUGUAUGAGAGGGCGCUAGACAUCCGCAAGAGGGCCUUGUCCCCAGACCACCCCUCGCUGGCAUACACACUCAAACACCUGGCCAUGCUCUAUAAACGCAGAGGGAAGCUGGAGAAGGCUGUGCCACUGUAUGAACUGUCUCUGGAAAUCAGGGAAAAAAGUUUCGGACCCAAACACCCCAGUGUGGCCACAGCGCUGGUCAACCUGGCUGUAAUCUACUGCCAACUGAAGAAGCACAAUGAUGCCUUGCCUCUAUAUGAACGAGCACUGAAAGUGUAUGAGGAUAGCUUGGGCCGCUCACAUCCUCGCGUUGGAGAGACAUUAAAAAACCUGGCUGUGCUUAGCUAUGAAGAGGGGGACUUUGAGAAAGCAGCAGAGCUUUACAAGCGUGCAAUGGAGAUCAAAGAGGCAGAGCCAUCGUUGGUGUGUGGGAACGCUCCAUCCCGCCACUCCUCCAGUGGGGAUACAUUCAGUCUGAGGGGACCUGCCCCCCUCCCACAAGCCCCAAGGUGACUCUGUCAAGCCAGAUUAACAAAAACAUCAGACCCGACGGUUUUAUCAAAGAGAGAACCAUCCUGGUCCUCACACUGUGAUGAUCGAUUGUCUGGAUGGAGGUUUUAGGUUUUGGUGAAAUAUACUGUAAGUGCCCUAUUAGUCUGUGAAACCUGUGUAUUUGCCAAAAGUAUUUAUGAAUAUUUCUGUAGUCUUAACAUAAUCAUGUGUGUAAAUAACUUGGGACAUCCGUUAUAUCAGCCCUUUUAAGGGCCUAGAACUCAGGUUUACACUAUUUUUAAUUCAGAAUCAAACAUUUCAGUUCUCUUUACAGUGUAUAUUGUUCAGUUAGCAGUACAGACUCCUUUGCAGGCAUGGAAUUCAUCCAUCCAAGAGGGCUUGGCAUAUUCUAAUCAAAAAAACAUGACUAACAAGAACAGAUACAUUUGGUGCUUUCCAAUAUACAAUGGAUGAUGUUCUAUGCACUCUUUCAAGUUUUCUUCUUUGUGAAUUAGAUACACAUGUAUGAAGAAAACUCAGAUUAUUUGAUAGUUUGAUUUUUAAGGAAUAUUUCAAAAAAUCCUAAUCAUGAGGAGAUAAAGUAUGAACUAUAAAACAUUCCAACAACACAAUAUGCUGUCAUCCCUUUUGCCAAAACUGUUUAUAGAAUAUUAAUUAGCAAGCAAUCAAACCUCAGUUUUGUUUCCAAGUUUACAUUCCUGACGUUUUGAAUGAAGGAUAUCUGAGAGCUGCUAUCUCUAAAAUCAAAUGUGCCAAAAUAUUCUUAUGUUUACGUCACACACCAUGUUUACCUACAAGUAUUAAAUAAAGGGAAUAUAGAAUAUAGGAACCCAAGAUACGAGUCCAAAAACAAGCCUCGACCAUGUUUGAGGAACUCAAACUUUGGUACUGAUUUUAUGUUGUGUUUAUGCAAAACUAAAUGUACAUUUAUGUGUUAGCUGUGAUUUUAAGGGAAUUGUCAAAAACAUGAUGGUGCCACAUGCAUCUUCAGGUUUAGGUACAAUAAAAUAAUGAUCUAUUGUCUGACUGGAUAUACAUAAAGUCAAAAGGGACUCAGUGCACCAAAACUUGUUAUUUCAUUGCAAAAUAUAGCAUAUACAUUGUAUCUUAAAUGCAUUUGUUUUGAUAUAUUCAUGUAUUUAUGUAAUGUAAUAUAAUAUAAUGUAAUUAAAAUCUGUAAAAGCAACAAAAAUCAUAUCCAGUAAAUCAAAAAGAUUGUAUUCCAUCUAAUAAAUACUUUAUUGAGACAAAGUAAACAUUGUCCAUCAGUAAUGUUGCAGCAGAUAUUUUGUUAAAGCUGAAUGAAUGACAGAGCAAAUACAGUAAAAGGUUGGUUCACGCAUUCAUUAAUCAAAACCCGAAUAUA